Molecule: messenger RNA, 1014 nt
Organism: Postia placenta MAD-698-R-SB12
Lineage: Eukaryota; Fungi; Basidiomycota; Agaricomycetes; Polyporales; Adustoporiaceae
Product: carbohydrate-binding module family 13 protein
Exons: 9
Coding region: 1-1014 (337 amino acids)
Molecular function (GO): oxidoreductase activity, acting on the CH-OH group of donors, NAD or NADP as acceptor
Source: RefSeq, a predicted model, not a curated record
AUGUCGGUCCAGCCAGGAAACUACAGAGUUCAGAACGUCGCCUUCGGGACCUAUAUGGAUAUGUUUGCAGGGUCGAGUGCUUGGGGCACCAGGAUCACGGGCUGGGCGGGCGGCAACAAUUUGCAUCAGCUCUGGCAAUUUGAGCCGGUUGGCGACAACACAUGGAAGAUCUUAAACGCUGCGAGCGGCACAUACGUCCUUGCUCCGAACCACAUCAUCAAUGAGGGUGUCGUCGGCGGCACGCCUCCGGACGUGUUCACGUUCAUCGACUCCGACGGGUCGUACCAGAUCAAACUCGCCGACGAGUCUCUUGUGCUGUACCUCGCCAGUGGUGAAAGCGACACCCAGAUCACUCUUCAGGCCGCUGACGGCGGUGACAAUAACCAGUUCUGUAAGCUCUGCUAUGAUAUAACUACUGCUAGCCCUCACAAUGUCGCCUUUGCCAUUGUGCGAAACAUUGCUACCUCCACGCACCUCACGGCCUUCGUCACCGAGUCGAAGAAGAAUAAUGUGCAUGUCCUGCAGGCGGACCUUGCCGACCACGUAACAUUGAAGGACGCCGCGGCACGAGCGGCCGAAAGUACCGGUGGUUCCUUGAAUGUUCUCAUUCAUAGUGCAGCACGAAUUGAAGUGCCGACGAUGUUUAAGAGGGUGACCGACUAUGAGGACGACAAGAAACUCGAGGAAGACUUUCUGCAAUAUUACAAGGUGAACACCGUGGGUGUCGUGCAUUCCAUCAACGCAUUCCUUCCCUUGCUCCGGAAAGGCACUACCCGAAAAAUUGUCAUCCUCAGCAGUCACGUCGGCGAGCGUAAUAUCACAUGGGAUCUGCGGAUCGAUGUCCAAGCAGCAUUCGGUGCGUCCAAAGCUGCGACGCACAUGGUCUUGACGAAGUACGCGGUUCUCCUGGAGAGCGAAGGAUUCACCGCGGUUGGCCUACUUCCUGGCAUAGUCGAUGUAUCCGCCACCGCCGUCGAUGCCCGUAAGUCAUAUUUGUUGCCUUAUUGGCUCUGA